AUGCUGCUGCAAGUUGCUGCGCUGAGAAACAACACCAACAGCGGGGAUAUCCGAGGAAACAGAAAAAGCGACUUUGGCUUUUCGGUCUCUUUUUUUGAUGCGAGGAAGAAGAAAAACAAAUACAGUUACGUCUCGAUGAGAGCAAAAUCGUCGUCGGAUAAAGACGUCGACCAAGUGAACAUGUUCCGGAAUUACGAGCUCCGGACGAUUGCAAAACCGAAAACGACGUCGCGUUUACCAACUGUUCUGGUGUUGGGACACCUCGGGUCCGGGAAAACGACUGUGUUGAAACACGUUUUGACGCAAACGCAGAGCGAUUUGAAGGUUGUGGUGGCGGUGAAUGACUACGCCGGCGUGAACGUGGACGCGGAGUUGGUGAAGCGAACGUUGAAGGACGAUAAUAGUCGCGAGGAAGUGAUGGAGCUGACGAAUGGGUGCGUGUGUUGUUCUUUGAACGAACAGUUUGAAAAAGACGUUUCAAAUUUGUUGAGGAGAGAUCAAGUGGAAGCGGCGGAAUAUUUGUUCGUAGAGACGAGCGGGAUUGUCAAUCCGACGGAUUUGGUGAUGAGUUUAGAUAAAGCGUUCGGGAAGUUUGCGAGGAUACGAUUGGAUUGCGUGUGUUGCGUGGUAGAUGCGGAGGUGGCGGAGAGAGGAGGACCGGAGUAUGAACGCGAGGCGUGGUUUGCGCAGAUUCGAGCGAGCGACGCGGUGUUUUUGAACAAGGUGGAUUUGCUGGACGGAGACGAAAGGAGAAUCGAGUCGGCGACGAUGAACGUUCGAGAGGCGUUCGGGAAGACGAACAUAAAUGGCGACGACGACGAUGUUGACUUGGCGGUGAAAAUAGUUCCAAUCGAGCGAGGGAAGAUUAACAUUGAAAGCGUCAUCGACGCGCGGUACGAUAUUUUUGAACCGGAAGGGAAGCAAGGCACGGAUUUGAGCAGCGCGAGGAAACGUUUGGUGGUGAACGAUUACGGGGAGUCGUUAAGUUCGUUGGGUAAGCUGCGCGUAAAUAUGUCCGAUAAGAAAUCUAGUGGUGGUGGCCCUUUACAACUUGGAAGACACUCGAGGACGUUCAAGACGUCGUUUGCUUCAAGCGGAAACGAGGAUACCAAAGAUGCGGUCGAUUUUGAAACUUUAGAGAUGAUUGAUUUCGUCCAGUUCCAACGAUGGAUACGGAAAUCAAACGUUGCGAGAGCAAAAGGUAUGGUCCGUUUCGCAUCCGUAAACGGUCUGUGGGACGUUUCGGUCUCCGGCAGAGGACGCGUUGAGGUGACUCUAGUGAGCGGAGUAGAAGCUAAAUUCGCGUUACCGGGUAGUAGAUUAGUCGUCAUCGGGAAUCAAUUAAACGUGGAAGACGAGAUGUCCGCGAUGCGAGCUCUCGUUGAUAAUAGUAAAGUAGAGAAUAGCGACAAAAAACGACGGCGCCGCGACAAAGUGCAAAGUAUCGUAGACGUGAUGAAAUCGGACGACCGCUUUGAAAUCGACGACGACGAGAACGACCCGCUCGUUGAAACCAUGAAAGAAGAAGGCAUCGUUCAAUUUCGUUUAGUUGGCGCGAGAAACAACGGCUGGACCGUCGAAACGCUCGAGCGUACGCACGGUGUAGAUUUAAACUCGCUCAACGCGUCCUUCGCGCAAAAGUACAACGCGAUGACCGCGAGCGAGUUUCAAAAUUUCACUUCUUCGUCGGAAGACAAAAAAUGGGAACCGAAGUUACUGUUGGCGAGUGCAAACGAAAGUGAAGCUCGGCAGACGCACUUUCGCCAACCGAUGGUGACAAUAAAAGUGCGCGUGUUGAACGACGACGGCGACGAAGACGACGACGAGAACCAUUUCGAAUCGUCCUUUUUAUGGUGGUCGGUGCGAAACGUCGCCACGGUUAUUUUGCAAAGAUACUUUCAGCACAUUCCAAAGUGUUCGUGCGGAUUCUGA
Molecule: messenger RNA, 1932 nt
Organism: Bathycoccus prasinos
Lineage: Eukaryota; Viridiplantae; Chlorophyta; Mamiellophyceae; Mamiellales; Bathycoccaceae
Product: cobalamin synthesis protein P47K
Exons: 1
Coding region: 1-1932 (643 amino acids)
Cellular component (GO): cytoplasm
Source: RefSeq, a predicted model, not a curated record